Molecule: messenger RNA, 1701 nt
Organism: Rhinichthys klamathensis goyatoka
Lineage: Eukaryota; Metazoa; Chordata; Actinopteri; Cypriniformes; Leuciscidae
Gene: hbegfb
Product: heparin-binding EGF-like growth factor b
Exons: 6
Coding region: 143-814 (223 amino acids)
Biological process (GO): positive regulation of mitotic nuclear division; epidermal growth factor receptor signaling pathway; positive regulation of cell population proliferation
Source: RefSeq, a predicted model, not a curated record
UUGGUCCCAGCUCGCAGCACGAGCCUUUUGACACAGUCCCCAGCACGCGCAUUUGCGUGCAGAUCGCGUUCGGUGCUGGUGGCACGGAGGUUCAGUGAGACCAACUGAUCUUCCAAUAUCUCGGAUUGUACUUGAAAGGAAUAUGGAUAAGUUGCGGCUUGUGAUCUUUAUCUCCCAUUGUCUCGUGUUACUCAAGGUGUGCAGUGGCGCCUCUGUCGACAGGUAUGAUAGUGGCAAACCCAGAACAACAGUGGUCAACCUCUUUCACACUCUAGAGAAAACAAACACAACAGGCCACCAGGUCCACAAUGAGACAAAUGUGUAUUAUGAGGAUGAAGAUGAUGAUAAUUAUGAGGAUGAUUAUCUCUCUGGAGAUUAUGACCUUAACAUGCCAAAAGUGGCAUUUUCCACCAAAUCCAAACAUCCGUCGGUGAUGCCCACAACUGAGAAGAAGACAAGAAAAGGAAAAAGGAGGGGCAAAGGAAAAGGCAAGGGGAGAAAGAAGAACCCCUGCCUCGGGGAAUACAAAGAUUUCUGCAUUCAUGGAGUGUGUCAGCAUCUGAGGGAGUUGCACAUUCAUUCUUGUGUAUGUGAAGCAGGUUAUUCAGGGGAGCGAUGUCAUUUAUUCACCCUACCAUCAGCUAAGGUGGAACAGCGUUACAGCAGGACCACAGCUCUAGCUGUCGUAGCAGUGGUUCUGUCCCUCAUGUGUCUCGCAAUCAUUGCUAUUCUGCUGGCACUAAGGUUCCACAAAAAAGAUGAUGCUGAUGUAGCAAGUGAAGAAAAGGUCAAACUUGAGGCAAUGUCAAUAUAGUAGUGAUAAGGAAAGAAAGGAUGAAGAAAGUCAAAACAACACGUGACCCAUGGAUAGAUAGCAUUAUGGCUGAGGAGCAGGGGCAUCAUUUCUACAUUUUUCCACUGGUUAUCAUUACUUUUCAAAAAUUCUUUCUCUCCUUUCAAAUGGAUCCUACAUACCUGAUGUCCUGCGAUUAUGGUGGCUGUCAACAUUGGCAUGAAGGACGUUUUGAACACUGCUUCCUUGUACAGAACAAUGUUCUUCCACCUGGGGAACAUACAGAGAGGACUUAACCGGAUGAAUGUAUUGCAACGGCAAUCAAGUUGCUUUUUUGUUUGUUGCUUAUUUAUUUAUUUUUAAAAUAGGUGUUUCUGGUUUAUCCCAUCAUUCUGAAUCUAUAGUACUGUCAGAAACGCCACAAAGCAUUUGUAAUUAUUUAUUUAUAAUAUAUUAGUUAUUUAUUUUGAUACGUAACGAUUUUGUGUACUGAAUACACUGUAAGUUUUGUAAAUGUGUUUUUAUUGUAUGAAUAUUUAUUAUCGAUAGAUACAAUCAAAUAAUGUUCUGAUAGGACUGAAGUUGCAUCACAGACUUUACAAUCACAUAUGGAAAACUCUCCAAUAAGGUUUCAAUAAUAUUACAGCUAAACUGUGAAAAACUGAUUUACAGAGCUCUAAAAAUGGAGGAUUGUCAGAGGCAGGGCUUUGUAGGUCUUUUAUAUGUAUUACUGAGAAAGUGUAGCUUAAAUUAAGUGAAAUAAAAUCGAGAAUUUUAAUCAAAGCACUUUUGAAGUACUAUGUGUAACAAAAUAACACAAUUUAAUUUACUAAUUUCAAGCAAUGAUAACCAAACAUUUUCUGUCAAUGAUAUUACUGUUGUUUGACUUGAAUAAACAAUUAUUGUCA